Messenger RNA from Exophiala spinifera, 2106 nucleotides. RefSeq lists its product as uncharacterized. Bases 1 to 2106 code for a protein of 701 amino acids. The transcript has 3 exons. The record is from RefSeq and is a predicted model, not a curated record. Lineage: Eukaryota; Fungi; Ascomycota; Eurotiomycetes; Chaetothyriales; Herpotrichiellaceae.
AUGAUCCCCUCAAGGCUUCUCGCAGUCUUUGCACUCGCCGGAGUCUCCGUCACUGCUGGUCCUGGACGCCCAGAGCUCAAACAUGUCGGCACAAGGGCCAGAGGGGAAGAGUUCUUCCAGCUCGAUAACAUCACGUACCUGACAGAUACACUCUACCCGGCGUAUACAGAAGCCCUUGCCGGCGUGCAUGACUUGUCCGAAGAUCAUGAUGUCUUCCCACUCACUCACAUCAUCGCCGAGGCACCGGUAGUGACUGGGAAGUUUCUGGGAAGGAUACUCGAGCGGUAUGAGCAAGAGGAUGAUGUAUUCAACCACGCUUUCCUGCAUGCAGUACUCAUUAGCUCCUCAAGCCAUUCUGCCGAGCUAGACGAAUCUGCCGUUACUUUUCUGGAAUCCCUCAAUCUCACCCAUGUAUUCUUGGAUGCAAAGUUCAGCGGUUGUCUCAGCCAAGUCAGAACCAGUGCUUCCUUUCCACUCUCCGUACUGCGAUCAGAUCGCGAGGGCCGUCCGCCUCCAGGGCCAUACUAUGCAAUUGUGCGUAGAGGGACACUCUCCCUCUCCAGCGUCUUCAGACUCUACACGGAUCAUUACCGAGCAUUUGUCGAUGGCGUAUACUCAGUGAACGAUGGCACUGGAAGAUUUAGGUCACUUGGCUUUUUCAGCCCUGAAUGGCCAGUCCCUUCGAUCCCUGUCCCAUCACGUAUAUACAGCUGGACAGACGACAGACCUCUUGCCGGCCAACGAUUCGGUGUCAAAGACAUUUUCGACGUCAAGGGUCUGGUUACCACCUCCGGCAGCAUCGCAUGGGCGAUGGUGACAGACGCAGCCAACGCGACGGCGCCAGCAAUUCAAAGAAUCCUCGACCUCGGCGGAGUGAUCGUCGGCAAACCCAAAACUUCACAAUUUGCUUCGGCCGGUGAACCCUGGGUGUGGGAUGACGCAUUCCCUCCUUUCAAUCCCCGCGGUGACGGAUGGCUCUCUUGUUCCGCCUCGUCCGCAGGAAGUGCUUGCGCCGUCGCUGCAUACCCCUGGCUCGACUUUGCCAUCGGUUCAGACACGGGCACAUCCAUGCGGAGGCCUGCCGCCGUAGCCGGCGUGUACGGCCAACGCCCGUCGGUAGGUCGAAUGACGCUCGAGGGUGUGACGCCCAUAAGCUACUCUACCGACACGGCCGGCGUGUUCUGUCGAGACCCGCACAAAUGGAUCAACUUCUCUCGCCAAUGGUACACUCCGGGUCUCUACCAAGACCCAGCCAUCACCGGUCUUCCAGCCUACGACAAGUCUGCCCUCCUGAAAGGCAUGCCCAAGAAGAUUCUCUAUCCCAUAGACUACCUCCCUCUCAAGAACCCGGCUGCCGAACUCGCCCUGCAAUCCUUCCUUGCAAAAGUGACCUCCAAGUUCGACAUUCCCGUCGAGCUCUUCAACUGGACGGAACGCAUCGAAUCCCUCCCUCUCCCUCUUCCUCUUCCGGGGUCUCCUCAGUCAGAUACCGCUUCUUCCUCUUCCUCCGCACUCUCCCUCUCUCGGCUUCUCUCCCACCUCCUCACUCUCUGGAUAGACGAACAGCACCACCUCGUCGGGACCGUGCUCGUAUCCAAAUUCGCCUCGCGCUUCUCCGGUCUCUACCCGCCCCUCGAGCCGCCGAUGCGCACCAGCUUCGCAUCAACGCCGUACACUCCGGCCAUGCACGAGUCCGCGCGCGCGGCCCGCAGGCUCGCCGUCGCCGCAAACGAAGCACACAUCCAGCGCGGAUCCGACACCGCGUGCUCCGAGUCCCUCAUCCUCUCUGACAUCGGCACGGGCGGGUACCCGGCGUACCGCGAAGAGGCCCUCAACCACGGCGCCAACGCGAGCUUCUUGGCCCCGCCCGGCACAGGCGGGACGCCAGGCGACUUUUGUCCCUUUUUCGGCUGCGUCGAUGCCACGCUGCCCAUAGGCCAAGUGGCGUACUGGAGCAAGAAGACGCACAGGGAGGAAAUGAUGCCUGUCACGAUCGGACUCGUGGCCAAAAGAGGCUGCGACGACAUGCUCUACGACUUUGUGGAGAAGCUGACCGACGCAGGCAUUCUCGAACCCGUAAGGACUGGGACAAGGGUGUUCGGAUAG